Messenger RNA from Zychaea mexicana, 1555 nucleotides. Its product is annotated as beta-lactamase-like protein. Gene Ontology annotation, biological process: secondary metabolite biosynthetic process. The record is from RefSeq and is a predicted model, not a curated record. Lineage: Eukaryota; Fungi; Mucoromycota; Mucoromycetes; Mucorales; Lichtheimiaceae. The transcript is spliced from 3 exons. The coding region runs from base 278 to 1216 and encodes 312 amino acids.
GUUUAUUGAACUGAUAGAAGCAAUUUAACGAUUCUCAUCAACGCUUCAAAUGAUCGAUGAAUUAGCUAAGAAAAAGUAAAGCCAGAUCAUGGGCUCAUCAGGGCAAAGACCUGAACACAGACAUCCGGAUAUUCCCAUCUUUGAUACAGCAGCGAAAAGCGUGUAGUCAGUGGCAUAUAAGCAAAUUCUGAUGUAAGAAAGUAAAAGCAAUAUUUCAAUUUGUCAGGUCCGAACAGCAUGGGAAAAACACUUUCUUUCUAAUACUUCAUCCUUCAAAAUGGUUGAGCCCCUCGUAUCGUUGCCAACCUUUACUCAGUUAUCCAAGACAGUGUGGAGGGUACUUGGUCUCAAUCCCGGCAAAUUCACGCUCCAAGGCACCAAUACUUAUUUGCUCGGCGCGGGAGCAAAGAAACUGCUUAUCGACAGUGGCCAGGGAAUUCCGGAAUACAUCCCGCUCCUACAUGAAUCCUUACAGAAGAUAUCGCCUGAUGCUUAUAUUUCAGACAUAAUUAUCACUCAUAGUCACCCUGAUCACUUUGGUGGCCUUAAAGAUAUCCUUGGCUCGUCAUUGCUGAAUAAGCAUAAAAACGGUAUCACUGUACAUAAGUUUCCCGCACCCAUCCUUAACCGCUACUCGGAGCAUCAAAGUCUAUUUCCGGAGGAUGUCCCGUUUGAGCCAUUGUCCAACGGGGAAGUGUUCAAGGCGGAUUCGGUGACGUUGCGUGUCGUGCAUACUCCGGGCCACACCAAGGAUCAUUGCACGUUUUUUCUCGAGGAAGAAAACAGCUUGUUUACCGCAGACUGUGUUUUGGGCCAAGGAACGCCUGUGUUUGAAGAUUUGCAUGAAUAUCUUCUCGGUCUACGCAAAUUGGUCGAACUGAACCCUACAAGGUUAUAUCCAGGCCAUGGGCCUGUGAUCGAAGAUGGUGUGGCCAAGCUUAAAGAAUACAUUAGCCAUCGCGAGCUUCGGGAAAAGCAAUUGGUGGAUUUAUUAACGUCACAAGAGGGAAAGCAAUGGACGUCGAUGGAAGUUACUACAAUGCUGUACAAGGAUUAUCCAGAAUCGUUACAUUUGCCUGCUGCACGAGGCAUCAUGCUUAUCCUACAAAAGCUGGAAAAGGAGGGCAAAGCGAAAAUGGCAGAAGGACCAACAGAGGGCAAAAAUGUCAUGGACCUCAUCAACAAGGAAUGGAGUUGGAUCGAAAGUAGCUUAUAGUUAUUCCUCUUCACCUUCCUCCUCGUCCUCUUCCUGUGAUUCUCCGGAAAGCAUGUUUACCAUAUUCUCGACUUAUGUGCCGUUUUGAAAGAUUCGACCGCUUCAUCAUACUUUUUGACAACUUCAUCUUCAUCGUCUAGAAGGUUCGAUUGGUUCAAUUGGAGCAUUGCUAGCUAUAUAUUUUGCGAGUAAGUAUAUAGAGGAAACCUUUUCAAGUUGCAUUUUGACAUACCAGUUCCCAGCCUCGGGGAUAUUCGUUCUUGUGUUCUUCCUUGUAGAACUUGUUUGCAUCCAAAAGUAGCUUUUCACUUUCAUUGCAAAGUUCCUGUAUCUUUUGUC